Molecule: messenger RNA, 831 nt
Organism: Myotis lucifugus (little brown bat)
Lineage: Eukaryota; Metazoa; Chordata; Mammalia; Chiroptera; Vespertilionidae
Product: integrin alpha-1-like
Exons: 6
Source: RefSeq, a predicted model, not a curated record
GUCGGGAUCGUGCAGUACGGAGAGAACGUGACCCACGAGUUCAACCUCAACACCUACUCCUCCACGGAGGACGUGCUCCUCGCUGCCAACAAAAUCGUCCAGAGAGGCGGCCGCCAGACCAUGACCGCCCUCGGGAUCGACACAGCCAGGAAGGAGGCUUUCAUGGAGGCCCGGGGCGCCCGCAGGGGCGUCAAGAAAGUCAUGGUGAUCGUGACGGACGGGGAGUCCCACGACAACCACCGGCUGCCCCAGGUCAUCCAGGACUGCGAGGGCGACGGCAUCCAGCGGUUCUCCAUCGCGAUUCUCGGCAGCUACAACCGCGGGAACCUGAGCACCGAGAAGUUCGUGGAGGAGAUCAAGUCCAUCGCCAGCGCGCCCACCGAGAAGCACUUCUUCAACGUGUCGGACGAGCUGGCCCUGGUCACCAUCGUGGAGGCGCUGGGAGAGAGGAUCUUCGCCCUGGAAGCCACCUCCGACCAGGCCGCGGCCUCCUUUGAGAUGGAAAUGUCGCAGACCGGCUUCAGUGCGCACUACUCCCAGGACUGGGUCAUGCUCGGAGCCGUCGGCGCCUACGACUGGAACGGGACGGUCGUCAUGCAGAAGGGGAAUCAGAUCAUCAUCCCCCAAAACACCACCUUCAAUGUGAAGUCUUCCAAAAAGAACGAGCCCCUGGCCUCCUACUUAGGCUACGCGGUGAACUCGGCCACCGUCCCCGGGGGAGACGUGCUGUACAUCGCGGGCCAGCCCCGCUACAACCACACCGGGCAGGUCAUCGUCUACAGGAUGGAGGGCGGGGACGUCAGGAUCCUGCAGACGCUCCGGGGAGAGCAG